UGGUCUGCCGCUUGGUCUCCACACACACACACAAUCCUGUCUGCUGAGGAGAAUUCACUCGAUGAAUGAGCGCGACGAGAUGCACACGCACAAAAUGAGAGUGUGAUGUAGAAGAUAAACUUACUGGGGAUAUUUAUCAAUAAGUUUAAUUAAACGAUUUGUUAUAGGUUCACGUCAAGCCUGCCAAGAUGAUGAAGGAAUGCCUGCAGUUUCUCAUUGAGCCGGCCAAGAAGCUUAAGAUCUGUCUGAAGGAAACCCGGAAGAAGGUUAAACAUGUAAAAAAGGAGCCUUUAACCGAGAGUCAACUGUUUAUCAUGGAGCUGGCGCGGGAGCUUAACAGGCUCUGUCGGAGAUCAGACAUUCUUGCUCACAUCUGGAUGGGAGAGGACGUAUGGCCUCCACACACCUGUCGAAAGUUCAUUGUGGAAACCGCCAAUAUUCUGGGGAUGAAGGAGAAGCCCAUGCAGGUUUAUGCUGAUGUAUAUCCAGAAAAGCGGGACUGGAAGGCUCUGUUACUUAGUAUGCUUGAACAGGGAGGAGAAUAUGACAUGGGUCCCUUCAAAAGGUUCAUUAUGGACUGGACCAGAGAUCAGCGCAGCAGGCAUCCGCAUGGUGUCUGGCCAGGUGAAGCCGUGUUGAUGAUGUUAGAUGAUGUGGAGUUGCAGUGGAAGAGAGGUCAUCUGUCACACCUACAGUCUGCUGUGGAACUGCUCAUAUAUGUCCUGCUUGGUGAACACCUGGAUAAGGAACUAAUACCAAGAAACUGGCUGGCACAGAAACAAAAGACCCAGAAGAUCGGUUGCAUUGACUACAUUCCACACAGAGCAUGGAACUGGAUAUGUGAUGCUGCCGUGGAAGUAAUCCUCGACUCCGACACGGCCAACCCCGCCCUCGUGCUGUCCGAGGACCACAAGCGAAUGCAUUGCGGUCUGGAGCGCCGUGAGGUUUCCAGCAGUCUGCGUCGCUUUGACGGUUGGUGGUGCUGUCUGGCCUCGGAGGGCUUCUCGUCAGGACGCCAUUAUUGGGAGGUGGAAGUGGGUGACCGCGACUGGCGUCUCGGGGUGGCCGAAGAGUCGGCCCUCCGCAAAGGCUACAGACCACUCAACGCUCAGAGCGGAUAUCACACGCUCAGGCUGGAGAGAGGCACGGAGUUCAAAGCCCUGACCGUCCCGGCUACCUCUUUACCCCUAUCACUCGUUCCACAAAGGGUGGGGAUCUACUUAGACUUCGAAGAGGGCCAGCUGUCCUUCUACGACACCGAGAAGCGAUCGCACAUCUACACGUACAGCGAGAAGUUCACGGAGAAACUCUACCCAGUGUUCGGGACAGUAGAGAUGGCGCGAGAGCUGGUGAUCAGACGUGCGAGCGUAAGGGAACCGUGUCUGUGUAAAGGGCCGUGUCUGUUCUGUUAAAGUACGUGAUAUAUCUCUCUAAUCCUCAUAUACAGAUAUUUCUCUAUGCUUACAAAGAAUGAAGUACUUCAGGGCUGGGGUACAUUAUAUUUUUUGGAAUAAUUAAAGAUUUUGUGAUGAUUAACCAAGGGCUUGUUCACCCGUAGAGACUCAUGCAUGAAUGCUGGGCAUGCUGCAGUCAAAACAUUGGAAGGGAGCCAUAUACCGGUACGCUAGUUUGAUGGAGUUGCACUUUCUAUAUUGAGACAGGAUCAAAGGUAUUGUCACAUUAAUAAAAUUAUGCAUUAGU
Molecule: messenger RNA, 1701 nt
Organism: Misgurnus anguillicaudatus (oriental weatherfish)
Lineage: Eukaryota; Metazoa; Chordata; Actinopteri; Cypriniformes; Cobitidae
Product: butyrophilin subfamily 1 member A1
Molecular function (GO): protein binding
Source: RefSeq, a predicted model, not a curated record